This is a messenger RNA of Thamnophis sirtalis, 588 nucleotides long. RefSeq names its product ring finger protein 183 (gene RNF183). Gene Ontology annotation, molecular function: ubiquitin protein ligase activity; metal ion binding. The record is from RefSeq and is a predicted model, not a curated record. Gene Ontology annotation, biological process: protein ubiquitination. Lineage: Eukaryota; Metazoa; Chordata; Lepidosauria; Squamata; Natricidae.
AUGGCCAAAAAUGUACACCAGGAGCCCAGCUUGGUUUCCGAAUGCCCCGUCUGCUGGAAUGCUUACAAUAACAUUUUCCGGACCCCCAAACUCCUGCGGUGCGGCCACUCCUUCUGCAUCGAGUGCCUGGCACAUCUCAGCCUGAUCGCCGCCACCCAGAACCAGCUGCCUUGCCCGCUCUGCCGCUGCCUGACCUUGCUCCCCGCCAACCAGCAGGUGACCGAACUGCCCACCGACGUCGCGCUCCUGCACAAGCUGGGCCUGGAGCCCAACCACAUCAUCCUCGAAGGGCGACAACUGUGUCUCAAGGAGCAGCGCAAGACCAGGUACUUCCUGCGGCAACCCAGGGUGUACACCUUGGACCUGGGCCUGGACCCCGAACUCGGCACCCAGCCUUAUCCCGAGAGCCCCCAGCCAGCGACUGUGGCCAGCACCCCCACCGUGCCUCAGCGCUCCCUUCUCCGGGAAUGCACCCGGAACCCGCACCUUCGGAUCUUCACCUACUUGAUGGUCAUUAUCUUAAGCGUGACUUUACUACUCGUCUUCUCCAUCUUCUGGACGAAAAACUUUUUCCCAGGUUUGGGAUGA